AUGCAAAUCGUGUCGCAGUUACCCGCUAAAGCACUCGCGCAAGCCACUGACGUGACUGCUCAGGGCCCAUCCUCGCCGGCUCCCGGAUCCGUCCACGUGGCCCCUCCACGUGGGCGCGCGUCGUUGGAGGUUCACAAGUGUCAGGCGAUUGAUUGGCGGCCGUCGGCGGUAACGGCGCUAGCGGCUAGUUGCGACAGUGCGGUAGUGGCUGCGGCGCGGGAGAACGGGGAUAUCGAGAUCUGGCGAGUCGCAGCUGGCGCCGUCGGAUGGGCUUGCGAACUGCGCAUCCCCGGCCGUCGCGACGCCGCCAUUUCGUCGCUCGUGUGGUGCUCCCCGCCGUCGUACCUGCCGUCGCCUGCGGCCGGCACGCUGCCGGCGGGGCUGGCGGCGCGCGGGCGGCUGUUCUCCGCGAGUCUGGACGGCACGAUCACGGAGUGGAACCUCGCCACUCUCGCGCCGCAGGCGAAGGGGAAGGAGAAAAAAGCGGCGGACGAGGAGGAGGAGGAUGAGGAUGAGGAUGAGGGCGGAGAGGGCGCGGGGGGCAGUGCGGGGGAGGGGGAAGAGUACGUGGCGGUGGGGUGUGACGACGGCGCGCUGCGCCUGUUCGUUCCGUCCGACCGGGGCGCGGGCAUGGAGUACCGCAAGUCGUUCCCGCGCGGACAGGCCAAGAUCCUGUGCGUGGCGUGGGCGUGCUCCGGGACUCGCCGUGUCUUCACUGGCGGCUCAGACAGCAUGGUGCGGUGCUGGGACGUGGCGGCGGGCAGGGAGCUUUACCGCAUUCCCGUGGCCACGGGCAUGGACAGCAUUCGCAACCUCUGCGUCUGGUCGCUGCUCGCUCUCAGUGACGGCACCCUGGUAACAGGGGAUUCGUCCGGGCACGUGCGCAUGUGGGACGGCGCGCUGGGCACGUACCUAUCUGACGGCACCCUGGUAACAGGGGAUUCGUCCGGGCACGUGCGCAUGUGGGACGGCGCGCUGGGCACGUACCUGUCGUCCGUGCGCGCGCACAAGGCGGACGUGCUCGCGCUCGCCGCCAUGCCCAACGACUCCUGCCACGUCUUCUCCGCCGGCGCGGACGGCAUGGUGGCGCAAUACCGCUUUGUGGCCAACUCCGCGGCGGGGCUGGAGGCGCGCAGUAAGAGAGGCGCGGGGGGGAGCGCUGGGGGGAGCGGGAGCGCGGGGAAAGCUGUCCGCGCGCAGGGGGGGGCGAGCGCGGACGGCAAGUGGAUGCUGCUGGGGGCGCACCGGUCGCACACAGCUGAUGUCAGGGCGCUAGCGGUGGCGCUGGUGCCGGAGGAGGGGGAGGAGGAAGGGGAGGGGGAAGGGGAGGAGGGGGAGGGGGGUGGUGCGGUGGGAAGGGGAGAGGGCGAGGAGGAAGAGCACGUGGUUCACUGGCGGGAGGUGCUUGCAUCCAAGCUCAAGCCAGAGAUGACAGCAGAGCAGUGCCAGCAGCUAGAAACCAAGGGCAAGGCAGCAUGGCGGCGGCGCAAGGAGCAGCGGCGGCAGCGCAAGGAGUGGACCAUCCCCGCACACGGUCUGCCCCACGCCGCAGGCGCCUCCGAUGCAGAUGGCGCGGUGCGGGCUAGGAGGGAGGCUGCUGCUGGUGCAGCAGGCGAUGAGUCUGGAUGUGUGCUGUUCGGGUCCAAGAGGCAAGCGAAGAAACACCGAGCCAUGACCAAAGAAUCGCAGCAGCAGCAGCAGCAGCAGCAGAGGCAGGUGCAAGGGGUCCAAGGCGGGGAGCAAGGGGCGCAAGGAGAGCAAGGGGGGCUAAAUGAAGAGCAGCGGCGCACCAAGCGCAAGCUGCACGCGCUUGAGCUGCAAUCCAAGACCAAGAAGGCCGCUCAGGAGGCCGAGGGGAGACGCAUGCUUGCUGAAAUUCGGCGGCAGGAGGCGGCAGUGUAUGGCGCCAUGGGCAGAACGGGGUUCCAGGCGCAAGGGCAGCUGCUGGGAAGCGUGUCGAUUCCCGCUCCGAGUGCUUCCGCUUUUGCUGUCGCUCCCCUUCCGCCUCCCCCUCCGCCUCCGCGCGCGCGCGCCCCCCCGCGGCUGGUGGCUCAGCUGCGGACGAGCGGGCCCGGGCACGUCGUUUGCAGCGCCAUCUCCCCGGACGGCCGCCAGCUGGCGCUCUCUGAUUUGUCGAAGCUUCGCGUGUACAACCUGCUGUGUGACGUGGCGGGUGGAACAGGAGGAGGAGGAGGAAGAGGAGGAAAGGGAGCAGGAGCAGUUGGAGUUGCUGGUGGUGGUGGUGGCGGAGCAGCAGCAGCAGCAGCAGCAGCAGUGGUGGGGGCGGCGGUGUGGAGGAUAGAGAGGGCAAAGGGACCAUCGCUGGGCCCGGCUGUGUGUGUGGCGUUUGCUGCUGAUGGCAGGUCGCUGCUGGCUGCUGCUCCCACGGGAGAGAUCGUGGUUGUGGCAACAGGCAUGACAGCAACAGCAGCAGCAACAGCAGCAGCAACAGCAGCUAUGGCAGCAGGCGCAAUGGGAUCACCCUCGCCUCGUGCAGCAGGUGCAGGUGCAGGCAGCAAGCGAAGCAAGUCAUCGGCGCAGAAAAGACCCCCGCCCUCUCCAUCGCCCUCCCCAUCACGAGUGGUCGCAUCAGCAUCCGCAUCACCCUCCCCUCAAGCAACGACACCAUCAGCAGCAGCAGCAGCAGCAGGGGCAGGGACCAGAAACACCCCUGCCACGUUCACCAUCCCUGCGUCCCCCGUUUCCCCGAAACCCGGCGUUUUCUCUCCUGCCAACGCUGCGGCUGCAGCGGCAGCGGCAGCAUCGGCAGGGCUGCUGCGGGUGGUGCAUCGCUUCCCGCCGUUUGGCGAGCAGAGGGACGGGUGCCUGCCGCCGUCUGUGCGCGUGCUUGCUACCAGCCCCUGCGGCCGCUGGGCCGCUGCUGCUGAUGCGUCCGGCAACGCUGCCGUGUUUGAUGUCAAGAGGAUGAGGAAGGAGUGGGACGUGCCGCCUCUCUCCCACCCGGCGCUUACGCUGCAGCUGCUGCCGGAUGGCAUUCGAGGCAUCUCUAUGUCUGCUGACCUGCGCUUGCCCAUUGUCAUUCUCCACAGCUCCAGAACCCUCUGUGUCGUGGACCUAUCCGCCUGGAACCUCUGUGUCGUGGACCUAUCCGCCUGGUACUCCCCCGAGCCGUGCCCUUUCCCAGCCCUGCGCCGCUCUCCUCCUGCGCCGCGCUUUGUGGAGCUAGAGCACCGCCUGCUCUUCCUCUCCCACGUGGGGCCCUCGCAUCUGCUGGCUGUUGAGAGGCAGUGGCGCCACGUGCUCGCCACGCUGCCGCCGCCCCUGCACAGACACAAGUUCGGGCAUGGUUGA
Molecule: messenger RNA, 3312 nt
Organism: Closterium sp. Naga37s-1
Lineage: Eukaryota; Viridiplantae; Streptophyta; Zygnematophyceae; Desmidiales; Closteriaceae
Source: the annotation of a GenBank genome assembly